CAUUCGGAAUCACAAGCCGGGAGUGCCCGAGGUUUUACGUCCGGCGCCUGUUCGUUGGCUGCCGCGCGCGAUACGCAAGCAACCCGCAGGUGACUGACUCGCGCGGCGUGACGACCCUGACAAAAAGCGCCACGCACCGCUUCACGCUCAAAACGGGCGACCGUUCAUUCGUUCCCUUUUCCUUUCACCCCCCACCACCGGGACCAGCCCCCCACCACCGGGAUCACCCCACCACCGACCACAGGCCCCCGCGCCUAGAGCCAUUCCAUCACCUGGCUCUCCCCCUCGGGCGUACCACCUAGACGCCCCCGCAUUCACAGCAAGCUAGGCUAGGCGCCCAGCUGUUCCGCUCGCUUCCCGGUCACCGCACCACGCCCCGCCAGUGACCCCGCCCGCCCCGCCGGCUGCGGCCCCCAGCGACCAUGCUGCCCAAGGUCGCCUCCCACAUCCUCCACACCUCGACGCGCGCCGCCGCCGCCGUCCAGAACCAGGCCGCCUUCCGGAAUGUGUUCCACCAGUCGCCGGGCUUCUUUGACUCGACGGGCGCGCCGCUCGUGCCCUCCUCAGACCGCCGCUCGAGCAACUGGGGCGGUCAUGGCGGCGCGAAGUAUAACGGGAGCAGGUUCUCGCAUUCGUUUGCGGGUGCUCCAGGACGCGCUGUUACCCAGGCGCACGCGCAGACGGGCGCGGACGUUUCUGUGACGCAGGAAGAUGCCGAGGACGUGCACCCCCUCCGCCAUCCCAAGCCGCGCCGCGCUGGGUUGCGUCUGCGCAGCCAGUCGGUGUCCGUGCACCCGCUCACACUCGAAAAUGCCAGCAUCGUUCAGGCUCUGCGCCUGCACGCGCGCUCACGGCACACGCUCGCCGCCGCGGAUGCGGACAAGGCAGUGGUGGAUGUUGAGGAGGAGGAAGUGCUCGAUGCGGUUCCGCCGCGGUUGUCGCGUCGUAACUCGACGUCGUCGAUCUCAAGCGACCCGCAGACCCCUGCGUCGCCCCUGCCCGUCAGGCGCAACUCUACGGUAUCGGUAGAUACUGCGUCGGGCAAGCAGCUGCCGCCGAUCGACAUCGCGCCGACCCCUGCACGGCAGUCGACUCCGGUUUCUGAGGCUCAGGCCACGGUCCUCGCAGCGAAGGAGUCUGGCGACGCACUUCUUGCCGCCGAGGCCGUCGCUCACUUCCUCUCCACGGUCACCUCCCCGUCUACCCGCGACUACAACCUUGCACUCGAGACCAUCUACGCGACGCGCCGCGAGGGCGAGCCGCUCACGUACCUGCUCGAUGUCUACAACCGCAUGAUCCGUGCCUCCGUCCUUCCCAACCUGCGCACCUACCUCAUCCUCUCUGAGGCACUCCUCGUCCGCGAUGCGGAGGUCCACAACCAGAUCACCGCACUGGAGACGCGCAUCAGCCGUGCUGGCGAGCAGGAGCUCGACGCGCAGGUCGAGGGCCUGCGUGCGGAGACGAACUUUGUGUCUGCGCUGUCGAUGUUCCACACCAUCGUCUCGCUCAAUGGCGCGUCCACGAUCCCGAUGCACAUGCUCACGGCGUUCCUGCGCUCGUGCGCGGCGCAUGGGGACGCCAGCGCGGCAGUCACGAUCUUCGGUCAGGUUGAGGCGCGCAAGGACGAGCGGCUUGCGCCGUCGCUGUAUGGAUAUCUCAUUCAGGCGUACGCGGCGAACCGGCAGCUGGAGAAUGUGCGGGCUGUGUUCGAGGAGUACCAGACGGCGGCGAAGGCAGGGCGGCUGGAGUCAGGCCGCCGGGAGCACGUCCAGGUGUACAACCAGAUGAUCGAGGCGUCCUUCCGGUGUGGGGAGCCGCAGGAGGGCGUCGCGCUGCUGGAGACGAUGCUGUCGGGGAGUGCCGAGGUCGUGCCGAGCCCGGCAUCGUCCACGUUUGCGAGCGUGAUCGGCGGGUUUGUCCGGUCGGGCGACAUCUCGACGGCGCAGAGCUGGUUCGACCGGCUUCUGCAGCAGGCCGACGCGCCGCCCGCCGACCCGUACGCGCCGAUGCCGUCCAUCGCCCGCCCCGACCGCCUCGCCUGGGACCUCAUGCUCGACGGGCUCGCAGACGCUGCCCGCGCCGACGCCUCCAUCGUCGACGACAUCAACGGCCUCUUCGCCCGCCUCGCCGAUCUCGACGCCCGCGGCGAGGUCCCCCUCCGCGACACCGACUGCCUCCUCGUCUUCUCCGCCAACCUCGCCCGCGCGCACUCCCAUCCCGCCCCCGACGUCCUGGCCCAUGUCAUCCGCCCCCCGCUCGCCUUCCACGAUCGCGUCCGCCUCUCCCUCCAGGCCGUCGCCACGUACCUCGACUGCGGCCAUGUCCUCCCCGCGCUUGACGUCUUCGCGACGCUCAACGCCAUGGUCGCGCAGGAUGCCCCCGAUCAGAUCACCGCCCUCCAGGUCGUCCAGCACGCGUACACCCACUGCAUGGCCCGCCUCGACGCGUUCCCCGGCCUCGUCGUCCCCUUCGAUUACGCUAUGGACCUCGCCAAGGCGGAACUGUUCGCGCAGCUGCCCCAGUCCCACGAGCGCCUGCUGAUGGUCGACACCGCGUUUACGUCCCAGCCGCCCGACGCGGCCCUCAUCCGCGAUCUUCCCACAGAGGACAGGGCGCUCGUCUUUGCGGCCGCGCUCGCGAGCGUUGAGACCGCGCGCGCGCCCGCAUCGCACCUUAUCACCGUCCUCGGCUCCCUCGCGCCCGAGAUCGCGGUUGCGAAGGAGCUGUUCACGGCGCGCACUGACCUCCUCGGCAGAUUGGUUCACGCGUUCCAGGGCGCCCAGCAGGCGAAGGAAGAGCUCCAGAAGCUCGGCGACGCGUACGCUGGCCUCUUAUCCGACGCGGCUAUCGAGCACAAGGUCCUCGCGGAGAGCUUGGUCGCGCCGACGUCCAAGGUCGAGGCUCAGGCCCCGCCCCCUAUCCCUGAUUCGAUCGUCCCCCGCAACCCGCGCGUCGACCACCACGUCUCCCGCCACAUCCACGAGCUCACUUUCCACGCUCUCGCGCCCAAGACGCGGGAGGCUUUCGACGUCUUCAUCAACGCCGCCAAGCGUGGACGGCUGCCGAAUGCGCAGACUACGGGCCGGUUGAUCGAGUCAUGUGGCCGCGCACGCAUGCUGGACGAGGUCCGCCAGGCGUACAGUGUCGCGCAGAGCAUCUUCAAGGUCCUCGGCAACGACCAGCAGCGCCAGAUGGCCGCGUGGUUCGCGGUGGAGAACUCGAUGGUUAUCGCAUACGCACACGCCGGCGACUUCGACACGGCAUACCAAUACCGCCAGCGCAUGAUCGAGCAGGGCGGCUACCCGUCGGCUGACGCGUAUGCGGCGCUGAUCAUGCAGGUCAAGGACACCACGGACGACACCUCGAACGCGCUCGCGCUCUUCAACGAGAGCCAGAUCGGCGGCGUGCGCCCGAACCUGUUCCUGUACAACAACAUCAUCUCGAAACUCUCGAAGGCGCGCAAGACGGACACGGCGCUCGAGCUGUUCCAGGCGAUGAAGGAGCAAGGCAUCAACCCGUCGUCGGUUACCUACGGUACGGUCAUCAGCGCGUGUGCGCGCGUUGGCGAUGUCGCGAGUUCGGAGCUGCUGUUCGAGGAGAUGGAGGCGAUGCCGAACUUCAGGCCCAAGGCCGCGCCGUACAAUACGAUGAUGCAGCUCUUCACGAUGACGAAGCCGAACCGUGAGCGCGCGCUUGCGUACUAUGAGAAGCUCAAGGCGUCUGGCGCAAAGGAGAACGAGCAUACUUGGAAGUUGCUCCUCGACGUCUACGGCAAUGUCGAGCCCGUGAACCGCGAGAUGAUGGAGAAGAUCAAGGACCAGCUGCUCGGCGGCGUCGGCCGGCUCACGUCCGCGCAGUUCGCCGCGCUCAUCAACUCGUACGGCUCCGCGCAGAAGAACCUCGACGAGGCGCUCCGGCUGUUCACCACUGUCCCGGAGUCGCGCCUGGAGAGCGGGCACGACGCGAUCGUCUACGAGGCGCUCUUCAACGUCUUCGUCACGCACAAGCGCCCGGACCUUCUCGGCGAGUAUAUGCGCCGGAUGCGCGACGGCGGCGUGCGGAUGACGGCGUACAUUGCGAACGCGCUCAUCAAGGGGUACAGCCGGGCGGACGACCUCGAGUCUGCGAGGCGCAUCUUUGAGAGCUUGUCGGACCCGCCGUACGGUGUUGCGGCGCCGGGGAACCACGUUGCGCACGAUGCGACGAUGGUGUCGGCGCGGACGCAGGGCGACGGGACGGAUGCGGUGUAUCGUGAGCCGUCAACUUGGGAGGAGAUGGUACGCGCCGAGCUCGGUGCACAAAAUCGGGACCGUGUUUCCGAACUAUUGCAGCGAUUACGAUCAAGAGGAUACCCCGACAGUGUCGUCCGGCGAAUCGAGGGCAUCAUGUCCGAUCCUUUCCUAUGAGGCCGUCUUUGUUUCUGACUGGUUUCUCUGACUCGGACUGAUGACCCUAUCCUUAUUCGAUUUGCCUCUGCGCUACCUCCGCCGUGUCCCCUCUUGCUUUCGUCACUCAAUGCUGUAUCCCGUACGCUAUCGGUCUCGCUAGUCAUAUACAACCUGUAUCAUAUCAUACAUCUUUGCUACAGUGCUACGUACCUACCUAUUCAUCUGCCUCUUGUCUUGAUCUUGGAUUCUCGAGUCCUUGUUCUCGUAUCUCGAUUCACUUCGUGGAGACGGGUGUUUGCUUGCUACCUAGAUGUAGUUAAUUUACUUACGACGGUUUAGUUUACGAUGGUGUGUCUGGCGUACGACUUGCGACGAUGUUCUCGGUUACAGUUGUAUGUCUGGCAUGAUCUUUGUGGACUUUACCUAGUACUUACUGACUUGAAGUCGCCUUCGGGCGAGGAAUGGAAUUGUCUUUGCCUGUUGGUAGGCAGACUUGAUGAA
Molecule: messenger RNA, 4889 nt
Organism: Schizophyllum commune H4-8
Lineage: Eukaryota; Fungi; Basidiomycota; Agaricomycetes; Agaricales; Schizophyllaceae
Exons: 5
Coding region: 423-4406 (1327 amino acids)
Molecular function (GO): protein binding
Source: RefSeq, a predicted model, not a curated record